UUAACUGUCAGUGUGUGGCGCCUUUAUAUUUUGGUGUUCUCUUGAGAUCUCUCUCUGCAACGGGGAUUUUGAAAGCGAAUUACAAGGAUAAUUUACCCAUAACUCGUAAUAAAACAUUGAUUUUACUCGUUAAUUUGGCAAAUACAUCGACAGCAGAAUCAUCAAAUUAUUAUAGAUAUUAUAUUGGAGGACAGAAAAGACUGGGUGGGAUAAAGCCGUAUAAUGUCAUCUAAACCAUCAACGAGCAAGCGGGACUACCGUCUCCCCAAACCGGAGUUAAUGCUGACCCGUCACAAGUCCAACCUGCUGAAACGUCAACUCCGUAACAAAGAUGACAGUAUUAAGCGGAUAUCACAGAUAACACAAAUGUUGAAGAGCCCAAACUCAAAGGACAAGAGUCCGAAGCCACAAACUAAAUCGCCAUCGAAGAAAAAAGUUAUCAAGUUUAAACAAAAGAUUGACAAGCUCGUUCAGGAUAAGAUGCAGAACAGAUCAUUGUUGAAAACACAGCAAGAUUUGAAGCUUGCCCACAGACGAAAGACUGCUGCCCCACAGAGAGGGUCAAAGCCGAGGCCGCUCAGCCCCACCGUGGAGCAGCUGGUGCUCGAAGCGGAGCGCCGCCUCGAUGAUGAAGACCUGCUGGAGAUCCUGACGUGCGCGAGCCCCGUGUGGUGGGAGCACCCUCCCUCCCACCACUACAUCGAAGAUCCCAUCUACACAUUGUCGCCAUCAGAUAUGGAAUAUGAAGAUAUCACUAAAAAAACAAACGAGGAAUCGAACCCUGUCCCCGAAUCUGCCAUGUCUACCAUCGCCAUACCUCCAGUCAAACAGACUGAUGACAAAUUCAUGAAAAAACGAAACAAAUUGGAAAAUCUACUCGGAAACAUUAAGAAUAAAAUUUGCCACAGUGACGUCACACCUAAAAGUGAUGAAAAUAAUGAAGAUAAGGAUAAAGGUAAUGUUAAAAGUGACAUAGAAAAUAAUGCUGAAACUAAAAGUGACAAAGUAUGUAAAGUAACAAAAGGAAAUGAUGUUAAAAGUGAUACAGACAAUAGAAUCACUGUUUGUACUACUGUGAAGGACAGUAAACACACAAAUGAACGUUUACCUGAAGAAAAGGUAAAGAAAAAAGAAAUAAAAACAAAUGAAACUGAAGAUGAAGAAAAAGAAGAAGGAACUAAGAAAGAAGAUGGAAGCAAAGAAGAAUCAAGAGACGCGAGAGAGACAACCACAUCAGAAAGUACCGAAGAGGAUGUUUUUUUAAAUUUACAGAAUGAAGAAUUUCUAAGAGAUUUAGAAAAUAUAGACAUUCCCAUUGAAGAGGAGAAAUCUGCAGAUUCCGUCGAAGAUCUAGACAGUCAGGAUUCUUUUUUAGAAUUAAAUAGGAAUGUUAUAGAAGAAAAUAAAAAUCCUUUAGCAUCCGAAAAGGUCGAGGAACAUACAGCAUCCGAGAAAUAUACAACGCCUUUAAAAAUUGACAAUGCAAACGAAGAUAGUAAUAUCAAAAGAGUUAAAAAACGGCCUUUGAGUGACCCAGACAUACCUCAACGUGACGCUAUAAAGAUAUAUUUUGUAGAUGCUGUAGCAAACACUGAGAAAGCAGAAUUAACGACAAAAAUAUCCAAAAUAUCAACACUUUCAAUUACAACUGAAAAAGACAGACUGUCUUCUACGAGUGUAGAUGGUUCUAAAGAUGCUACUAAUGAUAAUACAAAAGUAAACGAACAUGAUGCUACUGUAACAGAUACUAAAGUAAGCUUUAAAGAAGAUGAAACUGCUAGUAUAAAAUUAAAUCCCGAAAUAGUAGUAAAAUCUGAAAGUAAUGAAGUUAAUAUGAAAGAUCCAAAUGAAUUUGCAGAUAAAGCUACAAAUAUGACGUCAAAAAACAAAGAUUUAGAUAGGGAUAUCGCUAUCAACAAUUGCAUAGUAAAAAAUGUUGAUGAAAAAGCGUUUUUUCGGAAAGUAAAAGACGAAUCUAAUAACCCUGAUAACAAUAAAAGCAAUCAUAACAAGAAUCUUAAUAAAGAACAAUUGUUGGCCGUUUAUAAGAUAAUAACAGACAACAAUUACAGGGAGAAAUACAUUAAAACUAUCAAAGAUGGCGACGAAACCGAACAUCAUAAUAAAACAAAAUCAAACGACAGUCUAAACAAAGACACGUUAGAAUUUUACUUUAAAAAAUACAAAAGUGCACAGAAACGCGACAAACAAAAACAAGAAAUACAAACACUUAAUAAAAACGAAAUUGAAGCCACGAAACCCAAACCAACACAGGAUGGUAGUAAAAAUGAAGUCUAUGAGAAUUGUAAGAGAGAGACUUGUUUGAGCAUAAUAUCUGAUGUUAAAAGUGUGAAAUACUGCUUGAAGUGCUCGUCAAUUUUCGAAACGGAUGCUUGUGAUUACUGCAAUAGGGAGAACCUCGCGACACCGCAGGGUACCUUAGCAGAUACAAUGACGAAACAUUGUAAAUCAUGUGUACGUAAUGGUAUAAAUAUAGGUACUACAUAACAGUAUCACGUGUGCACACGCGAAGAACUCGCAGAAGUGUAUACUGUACAGGUUGUUAGUGACAUCGUAACGAAUACUGACGGGUUAAUAUCAAGUGAAAUUAUUCGUUGCAAAAUUCCUGCUUUUGUAGUGUUGAUUUUGAAAUAUUUUCAAUUCUAUACAUUUGCGAUGCGAAAUUCCACUUGAUAUUAACUCAGAAUAAUGAGCUGAAUCAUCCCUCUCAGUAUUCGUUACGAUGAUGUCACUUACAAGCAGGUUUGGGUGUUAGUGACACCGUAACGAAUACUGAGGGGGAUGAUUCAGACCAUGUUUUUGAGUUGAUAUUUGAAUUAUACCAAGUGGAAUUUCCUGUCGGAAAAUUCAUGAAAAUGUUAGUGUUUUUUAUAAUUAUUUUCAGUUCCAUACUUUGGCGACGGAAAAUUCCACUUGAUGAUCAUGGUCUGAAUCAUCCCUCAAAGUUUUUUACGAUGCCACUAACACCCUGUAUAACAUAGUGUUGUAAAACCGCUCGAGUCAGCGCUUAAACGCUGGACACGACGCUCGAGCAGAUUGCUAAUGCUCAAGUCGGGACUCGACUGAGGCGCUUGACGCUUGAGCAGUGGCUUGAGCGUUUAAGUGAAAAAGUCUAUUCCGAGCGUCGGACUCAGCGCUCGGCUCAAGCUUGAGCGUGAGAGUCUAGAUUGAAUAGUAAUUAGUAAGAGGAAUUGUUAAAAAAGGUUUUAUACAUUAUACGCGAAAUAUAAUGGUUUUAGAUAUAUUUUUUAAUGAUGAAUGAAUGAAAUAUACUUUAUUGCCCACAAAACAAAAAUAAAAGAACAAACUAGACAUAGAGUGACCAUGUACAACAGGCGGCCUUAUUGCUGAUAAUACAAGAAAAAUAACUGCCCAAGUUAAAUAUCAUAAUAGAAAAAUACUUAUUAAUUGUGUUACAUGUAAAAUUACGACGCUCAGACGCUUGAGCGCGUGACUCGAGCGUAGAAGUCUGAGCCUUCAACGCUCGCAAGCCUUAAACGCUCCAAAGCGUCGACUCAGCGCUAAACGCUCGACGCUCAGCGCUCAUUUUUACAACACUAGUAUAACACCCAGUCUCCUCCAGCUAUGUUCAAGUCUCAUGUAAUAGAGGGCGAGCCUAUUGCCAUUAACCGGGCACAAACCCUGGAAACCAUGUGAUAUCAAUUUUCUAUGAUCAUGGCGGAGACCCU
Messenger RNA from Pectinophora gossypiella (pink bollworm), 3710 nucleotides. RefSeq names its product myb-like protein X. The coding region runs from base 223 to 2508 and encodes 761 amino acids. NCBI's taxonomy places the organism in Eukaryota, Metazoa, Arthropoda, Insecta, Lepidoptera, Gelechiidae. The transcript is spliced from 6 exons. The record is from RefSeq and is a predicted model, not a curated record.